CGAAAUCGGAAAAAUAAUAUCGACACACUGAAAUACUAGAUACAUUUUAAAUAUCUAUAGAUAAAUACAUUUUUGUUUUAACAAUCAACAAAUUAUACAACAUGUGAAUGGACAUUUUCUAUUCCAAAAAUAAGAAAUUCGAAUAAUUCUGUUGUUACUUAUAAAUUGCUAUUUUUACAAAAUCUAGUUUUAUAUAUUUAUUUAAAAUCGUUAAUUGAGAAGGAAUUAACAAAGUACGUUAAAUUGAACACCGUAGUCUUUUGUAUAGUCUAUUAAAAGACAUAAAACGAUACAAUCCAUCAAUAUGAAUGAAAAUAACCAUUAUCAAUAUGGCAUAAAAUCGACUUUAGCUCAGUGUUGGGCAAUAUCAGGAGUAUGGUUCUUGCAACUCCAACUCGGUGCACAAGUCAUGAUAUCCACCGUAGUUAUUGGGGCCUUAGAGAAUAACGCAUCCAAAGACGUAAACGAAUCUUUGAGUAUAACAAGCGAAGAAGCAUCUUGGUUCGCCAGUCUGUUAUAUUUGUUCACACCCGUGGGAAAUAUUCUAUCUUUGCUUUUACUGGACCGAUUUGGCCACAAGAAGUGUAUGAUACUGACAAACAUACCGAGCAUAAUAGCACAGGUCAUAUUGUACUUCGCCGAAAACGUAAAAAUACUGUACGCCAGCUCAAUCCUGAUGGCGUUAACUUUAGGGUUUUCCAACGCCCCGAGUCUCGCGUACGCCGGUGAAGUAUGCGAACCAAAACUUAGAGGCGCUUUGACUUCGGCACUAAACGUAUUUUACUAUGGUGGAUCCAUAAUUUUGACUAUGGUGUACAGUAUUACCAUGCAAUGGAGACAGACAGUGCUAUUGACCACGGUGUUUCCAAUUAUGACCAUUGCAAUAUUAUUAACGACACCAGAUUCUCCGAUGUGGUUAUUGGCCAAGGGAAAACAUUCAAAAGCACACCGAAACCUCAGCCGGUUGAGAGGAAAAGUUUCGUACGAAAAAUGUGAAAAUGAAUUUCAAGAAAUGGUCAGAUACAACUCGCCCUCGAACAAUGACGAACCGACAAGCUCAACAUGUCGUCACAAUUUUAUAGAUCAAAAAGAAAAUACAAAUGCUUGGAAACAUCUUUUCGAGCCUGAAGUCAUAAGAGCUUUUCGUUUGAUGACGAUAUAUUUUUUGUUCAUGAAUUUAUUGUCUGGUUUACCAUUAUUACCAUAUUUAGUAUCAAUACUUAAAGAAUUUGGCGCACCCGUGAACGUCGAAUGGACAAUAUCCUUCUCGAUGGCUCUUUCUAUAGUAGGAAGUUUAAUGGCAGUUUUUCUAAUACGUUCACUAGGCAAACGAUUUCUCACUUUGUUUACGUUAUCGAUUUGCUCCGUUUGCUAUAUAGCUAUCGGACUAAUCGGUGUUUAUUGGAAAAAUGCAGAACCAUUAAAAUCUUGGACAGUACUGGUACUUUUUCUUAUUACUAUUUUAAUUUCAUCAGUUGGAAUAACGCCAGUUUCAUGGACUCUUGUCACCGAAAUAUUUCCUGCAAAGAGUAGAAAUAUUUUAUGCAGUGUUUGCACGGGUGUCUGUUUUAUCAUUACUUUUUUCAUGACAAAAUAUUACCCGGAAUUGUCAAUAUUAGUGGAAUUUUAUAAUUUAUUUACUAUAGUUGGUAUUGUUGGUUUAUUUGGUUGUAUAUAUUUUUUUUUUUUUCUACCAGAAACCGAAAACAAAACUUUGCAAGAAAUCACGGAGUUCUUCAAAUAGAAUCAAACACUCAAUCGUUAUAAUGUUUUUUCAUUAUUACAAACUUGGUGAGUUUUGGAUACCAAUACUAAAAGGUAACCUAGUAAAAGUACCUACCUAUUUUUCCAUCAACGAGCGUUUAGCUUUUAAAGUAUAAAGCAUAGAAACUAGGACAACAUCUUAAAUUAUAAUUUAUAGCAUAGAAAGACUUUUCUAACACUCAUUAGUUUGAUCAUAUUAAUUUUACGAUAAAAUAUAUAAUUAUUAAUUGUUGAAUUUUUUUUUUUAAACUCAACAAAAAUAACCAUAUAUCAUCUAGCGAUAUAAAAAAAUCCUACAUUGCUAUUGAAAUAAAAAUAUUCAAUGAUAUUUGCCUUUUGGUCAUUAUAUAAUCCGAUCGUUCACAAAAUUGGCACAGCUAAUGAGAAAAUAUAAAUUAAUAUAUCGUUAAAUAACAUACUUUUUAAUAAACUAACAAUCUUACUGAUUAUCGUUGCAACGAGUAUCGAUGAAUUUCGGACGGAAAUAAUGAAGGUAUUCAAAUACAAUAUUAUGGGCUAUGGUACCUACAGUGCGCAAAAACAUAUAAUGAUAUUUAGAUAGAAAUAUUAUUCAGUGAAUAUUAUGUGAUAACAUCGAAAUUAAUACCGAACAAAUAUCUUUUUAAAUAUAAAACUAAGUGCAUUUUUGAUGUCCGGGAUAAUCUCGGAAACUACUGAACGGUUUUUUUUUUCAAUUUAAAGAACACAUUACAGAGCAAGCUGUAACUCCUGCUCACGGAAUAUUGCUUAAUGAUAUAUUAAUAUACCAAAGGUGAAAACUGUCAAAUAAAAUACAAUUUUAAAAAAUAUUGUAAAACAUUUUCCAUGGCAAAGUCGGCUAAUACAGCUAGAUGAACUCUCCAUUUUGUAUUAACUCAGUUACCUAAUUUUAAAAUAAUAAAUAUGAAAAUCUAUAAAAAAAAAUUUACGAUUUGUCAGUGAAGUAUGGUAACUGUACAGCUGAUAGUAACGUUAAUGUUUAUUUUUCGAUUGUAUACGAAAAUUUUUUAACAUUGUUUAUAUCUAAUAAUAUGUAAAUUUAUUUAUUUGUACAUAUUAUAAUUUAUACCUAAUAUAUUUUAUAUU
Metopolophium dirhodum (rose-grain aphid) is the source of this 2850-nucleotide messenger RNA. RefSeq names its product facilitated trehalose transporter Tret1-like. Gene Ontology annotation, cellular component: membrane. Lineage: Eukaryota; Metazoa; Arthropoda; Insecta; Hemiptera; Aphididae. Gene Ontology annotation, biological process: transmembrane transport. The record is from RefSeq and is a predicted model, not a curated record. The transcript is spliced from 8 exons. Bases 305 to 1744 code for a protein of 479 amino acids. Gene Ontology annotation, molecular function: transmembrane transporter activity.